GUUCUUUCUGUUGUUUUUUUUUUUCAAGGUAGACUGGUUUUGGUUUAAUAAUUUUUUAGACCAAAUUAGUAGGUCUAUUAUUGCAAUAAACUUCGCAUACAUCGUUGUUUGCAAUUUAUUAACAAGGGCUGUGUUUCUGACGUUCUAAACGAUGCCAUUGUAUGAUAAAUACGAUUCUCUUGGUUUGUCAAGCGAUAAACAACCAAUAGUAAUUGACAUAGGAACUGCGUAUACAAAGGUCGGCUUCUCGGCAGAGACUUCGCCCCGGGCCAUACUUCCCACGCAGGUCGUGGACCCGGAGACAAAGCAGUGCCGGAGACUCGACGCCUCAGCUCGUCCCAGUGACCUGUAUGAGUUCCUCGUGGACUUUGUGCACCACCUGUGCUUCAAGCAUCUCCUGGUCAGCCCAAAGGAUCGGAAAUUCAUUGUGGUAGAGUCGCUGCUCUGCCCCACCUCGUUCCGUGAAACGCUCGCCAAGGUCCUGUUCAGGCAUUUUGAGGUGUUUUCGGUGAUGUUCGCGCCGUCGCACCUGGUGUCGCUGUGCUGCCUGGGGCUGGACACGGCGCUGGUGCUGGACGUGGGCCACAAGGAGAGUGUGCUCAUCCCUGUGUACCAGGGCUACCCCGUGCUGCACGCCUGGCAGGCGGAGCCCCUGGCCGGCCACGCCGUCCAGAGCUCGCUGUCGUCUCUGCUGAAAGCCGCUCUAGGCAACGGAGGCGAUGCCAGCCUGGCAGUCGUCGAGGAUCUUCCCCGUGAAGUCGUUGAAGACAUUAAAGUGCGGGCGUGCUUCGUGACGAGGCUGGACCGGGCACAGCAGAUGGAGGAGGGCAGGGACCCCGCCCCACCGCCAGACGCCUCGUACCGUGAGGGCAGUGUCCCGGGCUUCGUGAUCCCCGGGUCAGUGCGGGAGAGGGCAUACGAGGUGCUGUUCCAGCAGGACAACGACGAGGUCGCCGUCCCCACGAUGGUACUGGACGCCAUAGUGAAGUGCCCGAUAGACAUGCGGCGCCCUCUGGCAGAGAACAUCCUCGUGAUAGGAGGGACAUCCAUGGCACUAGGCUUCAAGGCUCGCCUACAGUCCGAGCUGAAGCACCUGGUGCAGACGUCCAAGUAUGCUUCUAAGCUUGCCGUGAGGACCUUCAAGUUCCACACGCCGCCUGCCAAGGAGAACUACGUUGCUUGGCUCGGAGGUGCAUUGUUCGGGGGCACUGACAUCCUGAACCUGAGAUCCCUCACGAAGGAAGUUUACCUGAAGAAGAGCGAAGUACCUGAUUGGACGAGCCUCGAGUACAAUUGUCGCGACGAGAAGACCAUGUGAACACCGGGGCUAACUUCAUCCUGUUCAGCCGCACUUGGAACUGUAUAUAUGUUUUGUUCCAUACAUUUCACACUCACAUGUUGUUUGUAAUUAAAAUAUUUUUUUCUAAUGAUCAUUGUAUUGUGAACAUGUUUGUUUUGUAAUGUUUAUUUUGUGUUCUGUAGCUGAUUGCGUGUUUUUUAACCUCUUUGGAAGGUCAUAAGUAGUUUUGUAUUUAUACUUAGUCUGCCUCCAUGUAAAAACUGUCAGUUGUUGUGGGCUUUGCAACUUAUGUAUCUUUGUCCAACAUGUAAACCUAUUAUAAUUAAAUAAUUAUACUAGGCAUGUGCGAA
Bacillus rossius redtenbacheri is the source of this 1650-nucleotide messenger RNA. It is a transcript of the gene Arp10, whose product is annotated as actin-related protein 10. Bases 152 to 1318 code for a protein of 388 amino acids. Gene Ontology annotation, cellular component: dynactin complex. Gene Ontology annotation, biological process: retrograde axonal transport of mitochondrion. The transcript is spliced from 8 exons. The record is from RefSeq and is a predicted model, not a curated record. Lineage: Eukaryota; Metazoa; Arthropoda; Insecta; Phasmatodea; Bacillidae.